This is a messenger RNA of Strongylocentrotus purpuratus (purple sea urchin), 2561 nucleotides long. RefSeq names its product 3-keto-steroid reductase (gene hsd17b7). The transcript has 9 exons. Gene Ontology annotation, biological process: cholesterol biosynthetic process. The record is from RefSeq and is a predicted model, not a curated record. NCBI's taxonomy places the organism in Eukaryota, Metazoa, Echinodermata, Echinoidea, Camarodonta, Strongylocentrotidae. Gene Ontology annotation, cellular component: endoplasmic reticulum membrane. Gene Ontology annotation, molecular function: 3-beta-hydroxysteroid 3-dehydrogenase (NADP+) activity. The coding region runs from base 129 to 1175 and encodes 348 amino acids.
AUGAUCAUCCGAAUUAACUUUAUAUAUGAACGUGUGCACACUAUAGUUCUUUGCGACUUUCAUGACUUUGUGAGGUAAACUUCUAGGAAUUUAGCUGAUCCACGUUGGAUUCAAGCAUCAAAAACACAAUGGUGAACACGGAUAGUGAGGAGACUCAGGAGAAAAAGGUUGUCAUCAUAACUGGGGCUAAUGCUGGGAUUGGGUACAGCAUAGCAGACCGUCUGCUAGCCUUGGACAUCACCCUCCUCAUCGUCUUAGCAUGCAGAAAUCUAUCCAAAGCAGAGACAGCCAAGCAGAAUCUUCUCUCUUCUCACCCAGAUGCCACAGUAGACAUUGUCCAGCUUGAUACAAGCAAACUGACUUCAGUCUACAAGGCCUGUGCAGAGAUUAAGCAGAGAUAUGAUCGACUUGAUUACCUGUAUCUAAAUGCUGGCACCAUGCCUAAUGUGACAUUCAACUAUUCAAACUUCUUUAAGAGUAUGUGGAAUCCGUUAAAGUUCAUCAGAAUUCUAUCAACUGGUGAGGGUUUACUCAACGUUCAAGAUGGAGCUACAGAAGAUGGACUUAGAAGUGUAUUCUGUACUAACAUUUUUGGACAUUAUGUACUGAUUCAAGGUCUACUGGACAUGCUAUGUGAAGAUGGUGGGUCUCAGAUUAUAUGGACAUCAUCUAGCAAUGCAUCAGCUCAGCUCUUCAGUAUAGAUGAUAUACAACAUGAAAAUGGAUCUGAAUCCUACAGCUCAUCUAAGCACGCUGUUGAUCUUCUGAGUCAGGCAUUGAACGACAAGUUCAACUCUCAGGGCGUCUACAGCAGGGUCACCUGUCCUGGCUUCAUGUCCACCAACAUGACAUCACCUAUACUACCAGGAUGGAUGUGGUCUUUCAGUACACCUCUACUCUACCUGUUUCGUCUUGUAGCACCAAGGCUCUGUAUCACCCCUUAUAAUGGAGCUGAAGCAUUGGUUUGGUUAUUUAGUACUUCUCCAGAAACGACCAAGUCUGAUAUAAAGUAUGUCAGCCACUGCUCUCUAUUUGGAACAAGAUAUGUGCACACAGACAAGCUUGAUAUGAAUCCAGACCAUGCAGAGCUGUUGUACAAAAAGCUGAAUGUAUUGGAACAGAGCUUUAGGUACAAGUUUUCAAACAAAUCUGAAAAAAAUGUCUCCAUGUCAUAAUGACUGGUCAUCCGAUCUAGAUUUGUAGGUAUUGGUAACCAUUUGAAACAAAGAAAAAAUUAUCAAGUAUUACUUUAAAGCAAUUUCAGAGUGCAGUUUAUGUCACUUGAAUGUAAUCUGUAUGCAAUUAAAGCAUUUCCCCAACUUAAUUUAUUCUAGGAAUACUGGACUUAGUCAAUUUAAUCACCAGGGCACUGUUUCAUAUACCUUGUUAUCAACAAAUGCUAGAAUUGUAUUACAAAUUUGCUCUCAGUCAAUCAAAUCAAACGAUUUAAGGAGCUUAUACAUGUACAUGUACAGGUACUGUACAAACUUGUUAUCAGAAAUGGUCACAAUUCUACAUGUACAGGUGUAUAAUAAAUGUGGUCAUACAUGUAACCAAUCAAGUACAAUGAUGUUCAUAGCUUGUAUCAAUAAUUUUGAUGUGAUAUUGAUGGCAAGGCUUAUAAUAUGUUUGUGGGCGUCGGCAUGCUACAGUACAAAAUUUGAAAGGAUGUAAAAAAAAAAUUGUUUUAUGUUUCUACCUCUUUUACACAGGGUACAGUGGUCUUUUAGAUUUAAAAAAAUUAAUUUUCUGCAACUCUUAUAUAUUAAGUAAGUAACACAACAGAAAAUGAAUUAAUGUAGAAAGACUUCAAAACCCAUAUAUUGGCAUUGUGUGAUAUUGUGCAAAUUAUAUACAAAUGUUAUCUGUAAACGGGGGUGUAUUUUGAGAUUCAUUUUUUCUUACAUCAAAUCUAAGAUUUCAUCUUGGCGAGAUAAAGUACCCUUAAAAUCUUACUCAAAAUAGUAUUCUGAGAAUAAUUUCAGCAUGAUUUUAUUUCCCUAAGACAUGCCAUUUGUGAUGCGAUAACCAUUAAGAUAUGUUGUUAGAUUUCACUCUUAACAUGUUGAGCUGAUAGAAUCACUUUCUGCCAGUCUCUGAGAUAAUUUCAUAGGCUUUUGAACACCAUUGCCAGCAUCAUUUCAAGUAAGAUAUUAGUCAGUGCUCAUUAAUUCAAGAGAAUUAAUUGGAUCCUACCCUAUUUUAAGUUUUAACGUUUUAACUUUCACAUAAAAUAAAAUUGGCUUAGCAUUAAAGCUGCAUGUAUAAUGCGUAUGGGUAAAUGAAAAGUAAGAGAUCAAGAUAAAAUGUAAGAUAUAAUCCAAGGUAAAAAAGUGAUUAUUUAGGGAUGAAAUAAAUAUUCUAGAGGUAAAAUUGUGCUCAUAAUGCUGUCAUAGGUCAAUAUAUUUACAUCAUAAAUAUUGUGGGGAGAUCUGUUAUAAUUCUUAAAUUCUUUGACAAUACAUGUAUUCACCUUUAUAUGAGAUGAAUUCUGCGUUCUUAUCUCGAGUAAGUUCAUGAUAUCAUACAUUUCUCAUGUAAUAAAAGACAUGAAAUUUAAA